Fomitiporia mediterranea MF3/22 is the source of this 3840-nucleotide messenger RNA. RefSeq lists its product as uncharacterized. The record is from RefSeq and is a predicted model, not a curated record. The transcript is spliced from 7 exons. Gene Ontology annotation, biological process: protein phosphorylation. Gene Ontology annotation, molecular function: protein kinase activity; ATP binding. Bases 17 to 3517 code for a protein of 1166 amino acids. Lineage: Eukaryota; Fungi; Basidiomycota; Agaricomycetes; Hymenochaetales; Hymenochaetaceae.
UUUGCCUUUCUCAAUAAUGUCCACCGCUAUUCACUCUCCUUGUCAUUCACCCACCUCGAGUCAAGAUUUCCUCAGCUUUCACUCCUGCCUCACAGACAUGCGCGAUUCAUCAUUUCCUUCGCCCCUGUCGCCCUGCCAUCGACCAUCAGCGACACCACCACGAAAUCAGCCACUCUUGCUGUCGCCUUCGCCUCUACGACGCCGAGUAGACAAUGAAUUCGACUUUGACUCCGCCAUGCAGCUUGAUUUUGAUGACUUUUCUGCUGCGACGGGUGUCAGCACCCCUUUCCGUCGCAAAUCAAGGUUCACAUCGUCGCCUCGUCGACCACAUUUAAGGAGUGAGGAUAAAUUACCGCCUUUCUUCAGGCCACCGGAUUCUCAUGUCGAAGACGAUGAGGAGGGUUCGUUUCUAAGGUCGAAUGCUGGGCACACUUCGCUGCCCUUGCGCACACCUCAACGACUGCCGCUUGAGUCGAUCCCAGUUCCAAACUCCGUAUCAAGUCCCAACUUUUCGCAUGCUCCGAAGCGAAAGAUACAUCGUCUAGCUUCUUCACCGGAUGCAAAGCGAGGGCUUACUCCUUUGCAUAUUCAUCACGCGUCUGAUCAUGGCGAGUUGAAGCGAUUCGCCACACUUGCUCCUCUUCCUGCGCCUCGCUUUCUUCACGAACGUGGCUCAGAAGGCAACAACAUGGGUCAGCAGGUUAAUACCCUUAGGGAGAUGCGACUUUCCGACAAAACUGCGGAUGUUGACUCCGACUCUGGGUCGGAGGAGGAAUUUUCUGUUCUGAAGGUUCGCCGUACGACUAACAGAUCAGUGCGACCAUCAACCGGCGAUGGAAAGGCUACCGUAGUAUCUAGGUCGCCGGGUGGCCAUAAGCAUAAGAGGCCAACGAGAUCAAGGCCGGUGUCCAUGGAACUCUCGAACUUCACUGGUCCGACACAGUCGCCAAAGCCGAAGGGUAGGAUGGCUCACAAGCGAAAUGGAUCAAACACGUCCGUGAGUGAGUCGGGUUCACCAAGUAAAGCAGUAAAGCAGCUGCAAACUAGGCCACAAGCCGACAGACGGUUGGCAAGCUCGGCUACACUCUUCUUCGGUCCGGCAAUUGUGAACCCGAACGAGAAACCAGCUGGACAAGCCCGGAUGGAGCAACACAUACCACCUUCAACACCUGUGAAAACGGAUGACGACUCAUUCAACAGCACUUCGCCUGAUUCAUCAUUUACGAGCGCUUUCCCUAAACCAGCGGACACAUCUAUACAGUUCUCCUUUUCCCUGACCUCUGAUGCCCCUUCUCCCCGAAGCCGGAUUCCAACUAAAUUUAAGAAACCUCGUGAUUCCGGCGUUGCCCUAAGUGAUGAUGAAACAGAAGACGUACUUAGGCCCGUACUGGAGCAACCUAAACUUACGAGGCCUGAUUCUCUCCUCCGUCUGCACGCGCGAGCUUCAACGUUCCCGCAACCGUCGGUGAAUAUCACGACGUCCUCGGAAACAACAUUAGUUGACGAUAGUCUCAUCACCCCUUCGCACGAAAGAAGUCGAGAAUCGAGCAGAGCAGAGACUUCGCUUGAUGUCUCUUUGGUGGAUGAUUUCAUAGUGAAGACGCUUGAGGCGGGGACUAAGGAUGGGGCAGCAGAAAAACGACCGCCAGGCACCCCGCAGAAGAGAAUGAAGACAACGUUUCUGGGCAUUCCGACACAGCGGCCUUGGGCAAGUGCGGCGGUGAACAAGAUGGACCGUACGCCUCUUUUCGGCGAAAGGCUGCCCGGUCCAAACUUUGGAACAGCCUUGGAUAGUGGCGGGAGUGCAGGAGAUCUCUCAAUCCCAAAGAAUAGGCCGAGAAAGAGCUGUCCAGGUGAUUUGAGAUUUCCGAGUGACCAUGAAACUUCUGUCAGUGGUUCGACACGUUUGAGCAGUAACGGUUCAACUGCGAGUGACACUGAAACGAGUCCAACGGAUGCACGCCUUAUCAAUCCAAGGAACAGGACAUAUGGCGAUGUCGGAAUGGGAAGGCCUAGUGCAAGAUUAAACGCUUCCCAAUUUCUUCUAAGGCGUUCGUCAAGUGGUGCCUUUUCAACAGCAAGUGAUGGAAGUGAUGGAACCGGAGUCGGUACCCCUACCAAAGGCGCUGCAAGUAAGAAAGAUAAUGAGCUCCGAGUUCCGAUGCUUCCGUUAAGACAGCUCUGUACGCCGUCUAACAGGUCACUUCACUUGACACUGCCUUCGGCUAAAGCGUCCCCUGCACUUCGUGACACAUCUCAGGCUCGACAUUCUAUUCGCAGCCAGUUCUCGUUGUUCGGCAAGCGCACGAAAGAGAACAGAAGACCAGAAUCAAUGCACAUUGUUGGCUCAUGUUCUGAAAUCUCGGAGAAAAGACCUUCCAAUAGUUCUGCUACUCCUCUUCCUGUGAAAGCUAAACUGCGUGGACAUCAUGGUGACACACGUGGGAGCCACCUAGCCCACUUACCCUCUUUUCAAUCUCGAGAGGCGCUUGGGCGGUUCGAACGCGAGUUUGUGGAGGUGGAUAAGAUUGGUUCAGGAGAAUUUGGCAGUGCGAUCAAGGUUCGCUACAAACACGACAGCCAGGGAGAUCGUGUCUAUGCAGUCAAGAAGUCAAAACGAUAUGAAGGGAAUCGUCAUCGUUCACGACUGAGGGAGGAGGUCCAGGUCCUUCAAUACCUGUCUGCAUGUGCCGGGCCUGAAUUCCAUCCUAAUGUACUCGGCUACGUCGACAGUUGGGAGCAGGACGAUCAGCUGUAUAUCUUGACUGAACUAUGCGAUUUCGGCAAUUUCGCACACUUCCUUAAUGAAUAUGGACACCACUUUGCAAGACUGGAGGAGGCAAGAGUUUGGAAGAUUUUUGCUGAAAUCAGUUCUGGAUUACGGUUUAUGCAUCAGGCCAACGUGGUGCAUUUCGACUUGAAACCUGCGAAUGUCUUCAUCACGGCAGCGGGGCGCUUCAAAAUUGGCGACUUUGGAAUGGCAUCCUUGUGGCCCCGGCCGCCUUCCGAUGGUGGAUCAGUCCCGGAAGGCGGCGAUGUAGGCCGUAAUAUCGGUUUCGAGCGUGAAGGUGACAAAAUGUACCUCGCUGCGGAAGUGUUACAAGGAAGAUAUGGCAAGGAAACCGAUAUAUUCAGCUUUGGAAUGAUGAUGUUGGAAACAGCCACUAAUAUUUGCGUGCCAACACAGGGUGAUUCUUGGCACCGACUACGCGAACAAGAUUUCAGUCAGGUUGAAGGUUUCACUGAGUGCAGUGAUGCUCUGCAGUUCCUAAUUUCUAGCAUGAUGAGCAAAGAUCCGUCAGCACGACCUUCUGCGAACGAUAUCUAUGCACAUCCCGUCGUCUUCCGGGCGCGUGCGCGGAUGGAGGCAUUACACGACGACUUGCGAGAGCAGGGUGAAUCACGACCAGAAAUUUUGUUCAGAGCCUCUCCUCUCGCGAGUGUGGAUGAUUCAUUUUUACCCGAUAUCCUCGGUGAAGACGUUGUAGAUGCGAUGGAAGUCGACUGCAACGCUUAGCUCGAGUGUUCGGCGAUCGUCGCCGCUCCGCAUUGGGUUUCUCUUUCUCUUUCUUGUUUCUCUUUCACUCCCAUCCCGUACAUUGAACUGGAAACUCUGAUUACCAUUUGAAGAGUUUAUAAAUGACAAUAACGUAUAUGCAUUCAACUUCAAACAUCCCGCACUUUCAUGACGAUAUGUUUCUCUUUUUCCUUUCCAACCAACUCCCAUCACGGACCAUCUUUCGUGCACAUAGCAUACAAUGAUCAUCGCCAUUCCACGACUAUACGCCCCUUGUUUUGCUUUGAGAUUGUUUAUCUUGUACUAGAUCCCCUGCACGUUUG